Molecule: messenger RNA, 3968 nt
Organism: Pelagomonas calceolata
Lineage: Eukaryota; Pelagophyceae; Pelagomonadales; Pelagomonadaceae
Source: the annotation of a GenBank genome assembly
AAAAAAAAAGGGGAGGCAGCCCAAAAAAUGAGGGGCGUCGCCGCCACCAUCCUCCUGCUGCGAGGCUGCGUGGUACGAUGCUUCGAGGAGUACCUCGAGAUGGGCACGCCGUGGAUGGCGCGGGCCGGCGCGCCCGACGCGGCGUGCGCGGCAGCGGCGCCGCGGCCCCUGCCCAAGAGCCUGCGCAAGCGCCUGGCGUUCUUCGCGUUCGUCACGAUGGACGAACCGGCCAUGCUGGCGCACUGGGUCGCGUGGUACGAGGCGCUGGGGGUCGACCUCCGCAGCCCCGCGCGGACGCGCGUCUGGGUGCACGUGCCGCGCGGCGAGGCCGGGGCGCCGCGCGCGAAAGCCACCAUGGCCGUGCUCGCCCGCGUCGCGGGCGUGAACGCGACCGAGACGUACUCGUCUCCCGUCAAGCAGGCGCUCGCCAACGCGUUCAUGGACUCGCUGCCCCGCGACGCGCUCCUCGUCUACCCCGACAGCGACGAGUUCUUCGCGUACCCCUGCGACGUCGAGGCCGUCGUCGCGCGCGACGGGGCGGUCCACGGCCACAUGGUGGAGCGCAUCGCCGCGAACUGGGAGUUCAGGGACGUCGUCGCGCCGGGCGCCGGCGCGCCGGCGCUCCCGGCGCAGUUUCCGCUUCAGUGCCGCGUGACGGGACGCCACCUCCAGGCGAAUCACUUCAAGCAAAUGCUCACGCCGAUGGUGGACCGCGACGGCCUCCGCGUCCGCUACCGGUCGUCGCACAACCUCUACUGCGUCAACCUCCGGUCCAAGGACCGGCGCGCCAAGCACUGCGCGCCCGCGGGCAACCGGAGCUACCCCUUCGCGCACUAUCGGUUCACCCGCCGCGCCUACGACCUCGCGCGGCGGAAGCGCGACGUCUACGGCAAGAUCCUCGCGGGCGGCGAGACGGCCGAGACGCGCGUCGCGGCCCGCGUCUUCCUCUUUCGGCGGGGCGCGCCAGGACAGGCGCCCGCGCAGGUCGCCGCGCGCCAAGACGCGGAGUUCCUGCGGGCCGAGAAGAGUCUCUUGAACCAGACCUGGGCCUACGUCGCGCGCGGCGGCGCCCCCGGCCGUGCGGAACUCAACCGAUGAGUCGGGCGCACUUCAAGAAACUCGCGUCUCGGCGACGACGCGGCCGCGCUGGCUGCCCCGAGCGGUAAGCGACCCGCACCGCCGCGCCGUCGAGCAGAUAACUUACGCGAUGAUUCAGCACGACGGCGCCCCCACAUUUGAUUUCCGCCCAGGCCCCCGUCACGGCGAAGACGCUCGAGGCGUGGAACGCGCGGCGGGCGGGCGACGACAAGCGACUGCGCGUGGCGAACAACAAGAAUCCGACCGUCGCGGGGCUCGCGGCGCGCGGCGCGGCGCUCCGCGAUUCCUUCGCGGGCCUGGACGGCGACGGCGACGGCGUUCUCGCGAGAAGCGAGUUCUUCAAGGCGGCGGCGGCGCACGUCGACCUGCGCCUGCAGGCGCUCCGCGCGCAGCGCGCCGCCAAGGCGAGGUUCCAGUUCGACAUGUACGCGCGCCUGGGCAAGGAGGCGGAGAAGACGGCCCGCGGCGUCUUCGUCAAGGAGCCAAAGCGCCACUUGUACGCGUGCGACGACGGCCGCGGCGACGCGGCGCCCGAGCCCGGGUGCUGGGACGGGUGCGACGAGGGCGAGGACGUCGUCGCCCUGUACGUCGUCGUCUCGGCGGACGACCAUCUCGCGCUGUUGCCGCACUUUUUGGCGCACUGGAUCGGCGAGUUGGGCGUGCGCGCGGCGAACGUGCUCGUCGACGUGAAUUCGAACGCACCGACGACGGCGACGCGGCGCGGGGCGCUGGAUCCGAUCCACGCGGUCCUGCGCGCCGCCGGCGUCCCCGCGGCGAACGUCUUCAACUGGACCACGACGAACUUUACGAGCGCGGAGAAACGGCGGCGAUUCGACCGCGUGCUCAAGGUGCCGGCGUUCCUUGAAGCGCGCCUCGCGGCCACGCCGGGCCGCGGCGGCUGGAUCGCGCUGGCCGACGUCGACGAGUUUCCGAUCCUGCCGAGCCCCCUCGGCGGGGGCGCGCCGUCGAGGACCCUCGCCGCGCACCUGACGAAGCUGGCCGCGGGCGGCUUCACCGUCCUGGCCGGCUACACCGUCGACCGGAGUCGGAAGGGCGGGUCGCUCGAGGCCCCGCGGGCCGCGCCGUCCAUCUGGAAACAGUUUCCCGUGCGAUCGGCGAUCACGGCGCGGUGCGCGGAGUGCCGAGCCAACAAGGCCGUCGCGUACCGGCGCUUCGGCAGCCCCCAGACGGCGUGGAACUCGGACAAGGGCGGGCACCACGCCGAACACUUCACGUUGCCGUCCGCGCGCUGCGAGGCCGUCGAGCGGUGGGCCGAAGUCGCGCACUUCAAGUGGUGGGGCGACCUCGACAGCUACCUGGCGAAGCGGGUGACGGACGCGGGUCGCGUCGCCAAGGCCACGCAGGAGAUGCUCGACGUUCUCGGCGCGGCCGAGAGCCGGACCGCGCGCGCGGCGCGGCUCGACGUCAAGCCGUACGCGCUGGGCCAGGAGCGGCGACCCGUCGAGGUCAUGCGCGCCGAGUUCGCCGAGACCCCCGACAAGAUCCCGACGUGCCUCGGCGCGCCCACGACGCAGUCGCUCAAGGCGCAUCUCAAGGCGACGGCGCGCGCGUCGGGCGUCGUGCCGUUCCACCCACCGCGCGCGGCGCGGCCCAAGCCGGCCGACGGCGACACCGACGCGUGGUGGCUCGCGCUGACGCGAGCCGUCGCCCGCUACUGCCGGUGCCGCGGCUACGAGCGAAAGAUCUCGAACGUGCCCGCCGCGUGCGUCCGCGGCCUGUCGCCUCCGACGAAACCGCCGCGCCUGUCCGUGGCCGUGCUGUCGUACCUCCCGUCCGAGGUAUCGCGCCUUCGCGCGACCGCGUGCCACUACGCGAGCCUCGGCGCCGUCGUCGGGAAGGUGCUGGUCCAGUGGAACGGUCCGGCGCCCGCGCCGGUGAUCGACUGUGCGCACGUUCCCCCAGACAAGGGCGACCCAAAGUUCUCGGUCGACGUCGAGGUCGUCGCGUUCGAGCGCAACACGUUGCUCAACCGCUACGCGUCUCCGGAGAAGCUUUCCCAGUUUCCCGCGGUCCUGCUCCAGGACGACGACGUCCGCUACUCGCGCAAGGCGCUUCGCGCGUUCUCGGCCGUCCACGUGCUCUUCCCCGACGCCGUCCUCGGCCUCCAGGGGCGCAUCGCCCUCUACAGCGACGUGGCGCCCGGCUUCUACGCGAACCCGGACCGCAAGGGUGGGAACCUCGUGGAGUACCAGUACAACAUGCUCACGGGAAAAACGUCCGUCGUCUCCCCGGACACCGUCGCCGCGUUCGCGACCGCCGUCCCGGCGGCGUCGCGGCGGUUCAUCGACGACGGCCACCGCCCGACGUGCGAAGACAUGACGCUUCACUGGCUGCACGCGACGCGGCACCCGCGCACGCCCCCGAUCUGGCUCGAGCUCCCGACCAAGGACGCGCUCGACCUCGACACGGUCGCGGUCAACGGCUCGCAGUCGGGCGAGAUGCACCUCGACGUGAAGAACUGGACUGUGUGGAAUUCGAACGUCGGACGCCCACGCCAUCGACGCGACGUGGUUACUCGACUCACUGGUCGAUGUCACACAGGAACUGGACCGAGCUGCGCGGAGCCUGCGUCGACCGGCUCGCCGACGAAUUCGGGACCUACCCCUUGACGCGCUCCGUGUGCCGCCUGGAACUGCGGCCGGCGAGGACGGGUCGUCGAUCAGCGUCGCCCGGUGUCUAGUCCCCGGCUUGAUUGUGUGUGCUCGUGAGCCGGUUAUAUCAUAUAAGGAGGGUACCGCGUGACAGCUUUUUUAAACAGUUAAUAAUUGUUUCAUCAACCUUAACCAGGCGGUGUGGUGGAUGAAGCGAUUGUGCUAUGAUACCCUAGUUACGUAUACGGAUGGUUCCUC